This is a messenger RNA of Coregonus clupeaformis (lake whitefish), 1332 nucleotides long. RefSeq lists its product as uncharacterized. Gene Ontology annotation, cellular component: plasma membrane. The transcript is spliced from 5 exons. Lineage: Eukaryota; Metazoa; Chordata; Actinopteri; Salmoniformes; Salmonidae. The coding region runs from base 346 to 1284 and encodes 312 amino acids. The record is from RefSeq and is a predicted model, not a curated record.
GUGACCUUCUGACAAACACAUCGAAUUGUUUGGCAGAAUCUCUCACGGAAAGAAGGUCGGAUUUUAGCUCCGACAGUCAGUGCUUUGUCAGAGCGCAGCGAGACAAGCGGAGCCGAUAGACCAAACUGUUGGUUUGGUGGCCAGAAAACGACAGUAUGCGCCCUCAGCAGAGAGAAGCAAACGCCUGAGCAAGCACACCCGGUGAGACGGAGCGCGAACACAAUCCAGCACAGUCACCGGAAUUCUCCAGCUCUAGGCUACUGGAGCGUCCUCCUGUGGGCCUCCUUUUCGUUUUUAUGCGCGUCCUGCAGGGGUUGUCGACCGUUGGGUAGAUCUACAUCCGACAUGUCAACGGUUACAGCUUCGGUGGUUGAUGUUUCCAGAAAUAUUAAUUCAACCGAAAACGGAAACCGUGGCGGCCGUAAUUAUACAGGCCAGUGCACCCCAAUGCCCCUGCCUGCGCUAGUGACCCAGAAGAUUAUCCAGGGGAAUGGCACCAACGUGGGCACGGUGAUCACCUUGCAGUGCCCGUCCAGACACCAUCUGGUGGGGGGCAGUGAGGUGUCCUGCGUCUGGGGCAGCAACAGCACCCAGUGGUCAGGAGGUUCUCCCUGGUGUAAACCGUUGUCCCUGUCGGAUGACUUUGGGUUCCGUGUGGCGGUGGUGUCCUCUAUCAUCAGCUGUGCCAUCAUCCUCCUCAUGUCCAUGGCCUUCAUCACCUGCUGUCUGCUUGACUGUGUCAAGGAGGAGGAAAGGAAAAAGGAGGAGAGGGAGACGGAUCUGUGGCACCAGCUGGAGCAAGCGGAGCAGGAGGAGAACAGGGCCUCUCGCUACGGCCACAAGGGCAGAAACAACAAUAACAACACCCAGGAGAAGACACUGCCACCAUCGGACCACCAGGACCCUUCAAUGUGUGACCAUAGGAGACCCAGCUGGUGCCAUCAGUACCCCUAUGCGCUGAGUGGUCCAGCCCCAGCCUCCACCUUCGACCCAGCCCUCAACUCAGCUCCUCUCCCCUGCAGAGGCUACGACCAGCCCAUUCUCCCGCACUCAGGCCUGUACCACAACCCAGAUCUGCCACACAAUCCUGGCCUACUUCUAAACCCCAUCCCACCCCAGUAUCCAGGUCCAACUCGGACCGUGGGGUACCAGAACCCAGAGGGACCCCAUCGCUCAGGCUUGGCCAGGCUGUAUGGAGGACAGGAGGGCAGUGUGUCCGUGAUGAGCACUCCACUUCUGGAGGAGUGGAGUGCCCAGGAGCGCCCCAUAUGUGGUCCUCUGUAGCUCAGCUGGUAGAGCACGGCGCUUGUAACGCCAAGGUAGUGGGUUUGA